AUUAAAUCGGCAGAUAUUCAUAUCAUAUAUACGUAUAUAUUCCCAAUUUCGUACACUUCCAAUUCAGAACAACAACAACUUCUCGUCAGAUUCAAACUAUUCUUUAAUGCACAAACAGAAUCACUCCAGUUUGAAGCAAUAUUUUCAGAUUCAACCAAAGUACAGAAUGUUUUUCAGUUGAGGGUUUAUGAUCUUGGAAUCUUGAUCAUACCCAUAUGAAAAUGAGUGGAAAAAAUGAAGAAAGUAAAAAGUCUUUUAUUCAUAAAUUGUUGUCAAUGAGGAUGAAUAAUGGAGAUGAAGAAAAAGUGAUGAAAAUUUCUGAUGAUCCCACAGAAAUUCAAGUCGAAAGCGAGGUUGGUGUGUUCGGUUCAAUGGCAGGUAGUCAUGACUUGCAGUCCCUCAGGGUGUUUACGGCAACUUGGAAUGUAGGGGGGAAAUCUCCUUCUAGUGAUCUAAAUCUCGAUAAUCUUCUUCAAGUACAUUGUCAAUCUGAUAUAUACGUUCUAGGUUUUCAGGAAAUAGUCCCGUUGAACGCUGGAAACGUGUUAGCCAUAGAAGAUAACGGUACUGCGGCAAAAUGGUUAUCGUUAAUAAGCCAGUCGCUCAAUAAACCAUCGAAUAACGAUUGUUUUCCUCUAAAGAGAUCAACUACAAAUUUAAAUUCUUUCGAGAGGAGGUGUAGUGGCAGCGGCAGCUUAAUGUUCUUGCAAAGAACGUCCCUUAAAGCAGCCAGCAAAGCCUAUCGAUCAGAGAGCCGAAGAAGGUUUAAAAGUUGCAACUGCACCGUUAUCGAGGCUGAACGAAAGAGUUACGGUAGGGAUUCGUGUUUCGCGUGUCAAAAGUCACAGUCAAACGGGUUUGACGAUCCUUCGUCGUCUGAAGAAGAUGAUACAUUUAACACUAGUGCUGUGGCUGCUGACGUCAGCGUUACUGCGCCACCUGGCAAGAACCAACAUUUGAGAUAUAGUCUUAUAAAGAGCAAGCAAAUGGUGGGGAUUUUUGUUACGAUUUGGGUCAAAAAGGAGCUUGUUCCAUAUAUCGGUCACUUAAGAACUUCUUGCAUAAGUCGAGGGAUUUUGGGUUAUCUUGGGAAUAAGGGUUGUAUCUCGGUGAGCAUGACUUUCAAGCAAACAAGCUUUUGCUUUGUUUGCAGUCACUUAGCGUCAGGAGAAAAAGAAGGGGACGAGCUUCGUAGGAAUUUAGACGUUAUAGAAAUACUUAAAAGCACACAAUUUCCAAAGAUUUGUAGAACACCCAAUGCUAAGGUUCCGGAUAGAAUUCUAGACCACGACCGUGUCAUUUGGUUAGGGGACUUAAACUAUCGAAUAGCUCUUAGUUACCAUGAAACCAAGAAACUUCUAGAGCAGAAUGAUUGGGAUGCUCUUCUUAACAAGGAUCAGCUCAAGAUUGAACGAGAAGCUGGGAGAGUGUUUGCCGGCUGGAAAGAGGGGAAGAUCUUCUUUCCCCCGACUUACAAAUACUCCUACAAUUCAGAUUUGUAUGCUGGUGAUACCACAAAAUCGAAGAGCAAAAGGCGAACGCCAGCAUGGUGUGACAGAAUACUGUGGUAUGGGGAGGGGAUCCAUCAGAAGUCAUAUACUCGGUGGGAGUCACGGUUCUCUGACCACCGGCCCGUUUGUGCAACGUUUUUAAUAUUUUUACAUAACCAAAGGAGUUGAGAAGACCGAUUGUGGCUGCUUGCGAGUUUUGACCAGUCAAUGGAUGCAGCAAUGUAUGAUAUAACCAACUAUUAAGUUCCUGUAACUGUACAUAGCAGCAGCAUUCAAGCAAGUAUAUCGGAAGAUUUUUUUUUUAAAUAUUUGUUUAUGUAGUUGUAUCUCCAUUUCUUUUAACUGUUUAAAAAGCAAUUUACAUUUGACUUUUAUGAAGUCAACUCUGUUCAUUUUUGAAAAGGGUCAACCCUUAUUACAGACCUACUUUGGGAAAAUUACAAGAGCUCAAGGAGAACUAUCAGUAAUGUUACACUUAA
Helianthus annuus (common sunflower) is the source of this 1990-nucleotide messenger RNA. Its product is annotated as type I inositol polyphosphate 5-phosphatase 10. Bases 216 to 1679 code for a protein of 487 amino acids. The transcript has 11 exons. Gene Ontology annotation, biological process: phosphatidylinositol dephosphorylation. The record is from RefSeq and is a predicted model, not a curated record. Gene Ontology annotation, molecular function: phosphatidylinositol-3,4,5-trisphosphate 5-phosphatase activity; phosphatidylinositol-4,5-bisphosphate 5-phosphatase activity; inositol-polyphosphate 5-phosphatase activity. Lineage: Eukaryota; Viridiplantae; Streptophyta; Magnoliopsida; Asterales; Asteraceae.